AGGCCCAGAUUUGGUGCUCGUAUUGUUUUGACCUCUGAAACCGCAUCACCGCCUACCUCGUGCCCAUGGCGGAGGAAAGCUAUAAAUAUAGGCGCAUGACAGCCGACUGGGACGAAGUUGUAAAACUCCCAGGUAGAAGGGAAACAUUCUGCAAGCCUGCUGAAAGGGGGAAACGCCAAAAAAACUAAAAAUCUAAACUAAAGCAAAAUAAAUAACGAUAACCUAUCGACGUCUACACGUACUGGAACACUUUUUUAUGUUAAUAUUAUACUAUAUGUGAAGAAAGUAUUUAUAUCUAUCCUACACUUCUAUUUGCACUAACGGUACUUCAACUACUGAGAAUCUUUAUUUUGUACGAAAAAGAAAAAACAAGGCUCAACCUGUGGAAGAACGCCUCUUGCGACUAGCACUUUAGUUUUUAGAUCAGUUCCACAAAGCUCUAGUUCCUUUUGCCUGGUGUUGACCCAACCAUCACACCCUACCCUGCCUGGGAAGCACCUACGCCACCCACCACAGAUACGUAAAGCAACUCAACAGGACGCAGCUGCCGACACCUCUUCUCGCACCCGGAGCAGUUCAGCAGCCAGCUAUGCAGCUUGAAAUCCAAGUAGCCCUCAACUUCGUCAUCUCCUACCUUUACAACAAGCUGCCACGGCGACGGGUCAACAUCUUCGGCGAGGAGCUUGAGAGGCAGCUCAAAGGGAAGUAUGAGGGCCACUGGUACCCAGACAAGCCAUACAAGGGCUCUGGAUUCAGGUGCAUCCACGUAGGGGAGAAGGUGGACCCGGUGGUAGAGAAGGCAGCCAAAGAGAGUGGCCUGGACAUUGAGGAUGUGCGCCACAAUCUGCCUCAGGACCUCAGUGUGUGGAUCGACCCCUUCGAGGUAUCCUACCAGAUCGGGGAGAAGGGGCCCGUCAAGGUGCUGUACGUGGACGACAGCAAUGAGAGCAGCCCCAGUGGGCUGGAGCUGGACAAGGAGAUCAAGAACAGUUUCAACCCUGAGGCCCAGGUCUUCAUGCCCAUCAGUGAGCCUGUGGUGGGCCCCUCUCCGACUUCCAGCUCUCCUUCGCCUCCCUUCGGCCACUCGGCUGCUGUCAGCCCCACCUUCAUGCCACGCUCCAACCAGCCUUUAACCUUCACCACCGCCACCUUCGCCGCCACCAAAUUCGGCUCCACCAAAAUGAAGAGCAGCAGCCGCAACAACCAGAACGGCAACGGUGGCCAAGGCGGACAGGGUCAGAAGGUGUCCCGCACCUCGCCCACCAACCUGGGCCUGAAUGUGAACACGCUGCUGAAGCAGAAAGCCAUCUCCACCUCCAUGCACUCUCUGUACGGUUUGGGCCUGGGCCAGCAGCAGCAGGCCUCAGCCCUCAGCCCCAACGCCAAGGAGUUUGUUUUCCCCAACCUCCAGGGCCAGGGGAGCCCGAGUGCCCUAUUCCCCGGCGACAGCUCCCUCAGCCUCAGCCCGCUGCAGUACAGCAAUGCCUUCGACGUGUUUGCGGCCUACGGAGGUCUCAACGACAAGUCCCUAAUGGACGGCUUGAAUUUCAGCUUGAACAACAUGCAGUAUUCGAACCAGCAAUUCCAGCCAGUGAUGGCCAAUUAGUACACAAAGAUACUACAGUACUAGUACACAGAAAUGACCAGAGAUAUGUGAUAUGGGGGGAAAAAAGACUAAACGCACAUCAAAAAAUACAAUAGGAAACAGAAUUUCCAGGAAAAAUUGAAAGUGACUUGUUGUCAACUGUAAGAUUUGUGUACAAGUCCAAGCGCAUGAGCCUGAGGGUGAAAGGACUUUGCCCCCUUGAGUUAUCUUUUUUUUACGAUGAAGCUUGUAGUACAAGAUGUCCAAGCUUGGUUACCUUAACUUCGACAUGCAUCAUUAUUUCUUUUGCCAACCAAGCACAGAAAUUAUUUUUUACGUGACUGUUUUAAAGAUAAAGAAGAAAACAAUACAAGUCAUGGCCUCUUUCAGUAUUUAAGACAUAACUGGACAUGCCAAUUUUCCAAGGAUUGGCAUUAAUAAGUGGGAUUUCCUGGUCUUUUUUCUAAUUGUAUAAUUUAAUUUAGUACAGAGUUUGUAAAAUAUCAGAGUAUAUAUUGUUUCUACGACAUGGUACUGCAUUUAUAUCUUUUUACUACUACAGUGAUCCGUGAUGGCUGCAGCGACUUUAUGUUCUUUUUUUAAAUUGAAAUUGUGAAAUGAAUCCCUCUAAAAAACAUUGACAAUUCUAAAGAUUGUGUACAGAAUAUUCCGUAGUGGGAUUUAAGAAUAUUUGCUUUUUUGAAAAACAAGAGUUGUAUUUUCUGUUAAGAGUUUAAAGAUUUUUGCUAUAUUAUGGACAAAAUGUAAUCGUAUAUUAAUUUUGUACCUACAUUGUGCAAUACUUGAUAAAACAAACGGUAUAACAAAGUAUUUGGAGUCAGUGUCUUACAUGUUAAGCGGAACUGAUCAUUUAAUAAGUUUGUAUUAAAAAGCUUGAAAAU
Salvelinus fontinalis (brook trout) is the source of this 2487-nucleotide messenger RNA. RefSeq names its product protein Tob1-like. Lineage: Eukaryota; Metazoa; Chordata; Actinopteri; Salmoniformes; Salmonidae. Gene Ontology annotation, biological process: regulation of gene expression. The transcript has 2 exons. The coding region runs from base 590 to 1606 and encodes 338 amino acids. Gene Ontology annotation, molecular function: transcription corepressor activity. Gene Ontology annotation, cellular component: nucleus; cytoplasm. The record is from RefSeq and is a predicted model, not a curated record.